Symbiodinium necroappetens is the source of this 638-nucleotide messenger RNA. Lineage: Eukaryota; Dinophyceae; Suessiales; Symbiodiniaceae. The record is from the annotation of a GenBank genome assembly.
AUGGCGGUGGUCGACCGCAUCGCGCGACUGCUGGCGAUCGUCGCCGAGAGCGGCCGCGAGGGCUGCCGUCUGCGCGAUCUGGUCGAGCGCUCGGCGCUCAACCGCGCCACGGCCUACCGCCUGGUCGACAACCUGCGCCGCCACGGCUUCCUGCGCCAGGGCGCCGACGGCAAGACCUAUCACCUGGGACUGCAACUGCUCAGCCUCGGCGCCAUGGCCGGCAGCCACGAGGGCCUGCGCGAGAUCGCCCGCCCCUGCCUGAUGCGACUGGCAGCCGAGUACAGCGACACCUUCUUCCUCUUCGUGCGCGACGGCUACGAGAACGUCUGCAUCGACAUCCGCGACGGCCGCUACCCGGUGCGCAGCUACACCCGCGGCAUCGGCGGCCGGGUGCCGCUGGGCGUCGGCCAGGCCGGGCUGGCGGUGCUGGCCUUCCUGGAGGACGACGACCGCGAGGAGGUGCUCUCGCGCAACCGCGGCAAUCUGGAGAGCAACUUCGCCGUGCGAGUCGAGACGCUGCCGGACUUCGCCGAAAUCCGCGCGCGCGGCUACGUCAGCGACACGGGAAGCUGCAUGAUCCCCGAAUACACCGGCGUCGGCGCGCCGAUCUUCGACAGCAACGGCCAGCCGGUGGCCGC